This is a messenger RNA of Cladophialophora immunda, 537 nucleotides long. RefSeq lists its product as uncharacterized. The transcript is spliced from 2 exons. NCBI's taxonomy places the organism in Eukaryota, Fungi, Ascomycota, Eurotiomycetes, Chaetothyriales, Herpotrichiellaceae. The record is from RefSeq and is a predicted model, not a curated record. The coding region runs from base 1 to 537 and encodes 178 amino acids.
AUGAGAGUUCCUCAAGUCACUUCUCUCAUCGCUCUCAUAUUUACGCCACUCUGUGCUUCUCACUUUAUCAUCUUGACACCACCACCUCUCGGGAACAACAUCAACAAUGAGGACCAAUCGCCCUGUGGCGGUUUCAGUCCCUCGAGCUCCGACAACAUCACGGAUUUCCAUGUCGAAGGAGACGCCAUUGGUCUCACAUCCCUUCAUGCACAAUCGUAUUUCGCCUACCGAGGGCUGCUGGGCACAUCCCUAUCGGCACCAAACUGGACUGUCCUGAUCCCGACUGUGGAAGAGUUUGGGUUGAACAGUUUCUGCCAGCCUGCCUUAUCAGUACCGACUUCGUGGGCAGGAUCGCCCGGGCUGCUCCAAGUAAUCCAAGAUGCCGAAGACGGCGUACAUUACCAGCACCUCUGCGUCACCGACGCCGUUGACUCAACCUUCUUCUUCCCCAACCCAGGCAACGUCGCCAUCCACGUCCUCGGCCCCAGCCUCAUCCUCAGCCUCGGCGUCCGCUGCUUCUCCGACAAUGAGAUUUAG